UCCACAAAGACUGAGCCCAAUAAUCUUUGUCUUAAGUCGUCUUUCUAUCCAUUUUUGCUCUUUCCAAUUUAAACUGUUUCCAUCUUCCAAUUCCAUUGCCGAGAAAAUCAGAACAGAAAGAUAUUUUUUUUAAAAAAAAAUGUUAUUUGGGUAUUCUGAAAACCCUAAUCAGAUCAUCAAAUUUGGGAUCUACGACUCGUAAUGUCAGCCUUGUUAGCAGCCAAAUCAGCAAUCACACUGCCAAAUGGAUGCAGUGAUUUAGUACUUCGAUUUGGAGAAGGUGUUCAACGUUUGAAUCGCCUUGAUCAGUUGAAUUCCGGGACCUCCUUGUUUCCUCUUUCCAUCAGCAAGAAAUCUCCUAUGGAGUUGAUCAAUGAAGUUCCUCCUAUCAAGGUUGAGGGCAGGAUUGUAGCUUGUGAAGGAGACAAUAAUCCUGCUUUGGAACUCCCAAUUGAAUUCAUUUGCCUUGACUUGAAAGAGCCAGCUGUGUGCAAGUAUUGUGGCCUGCCCUACGUUCAGGAGCAUCAUCACUAGAAGCGCUGUGACAUUUUUACCUGGUU
Molecule: messenger RNA, 560 nt
Organism: Durio zibethinus
Lineage: Eukaryota; Viridiplantae; Streptophyta; Magnoliopsida; Malvales; Malvaceae
Source: RefSeq, a predicted model, not a curated record